Molecule: messenger RNA, 1729 nt
Organism: Propithecus coquereli (Coquerel's sifaka)
Lineage: Eukaryota; Metazoa; Chordata; Mammalia; Primates; Indriidae
Gene: SCLY
Product: selenocysteine lyase
Exons: 12
Coding region: 1-1332 (443 amino acids)
Source: RefSeq, a predicted model, not a curated record
AUGGAGGCGACCACGGCGCCCAGCAGGGACGCGCGGGGAAGUGUCGUGUGUCCGCCCAACGGCUGCCGGAAGGAGAGCCGGCCGGAGAGGAAAGUUUACAUGGACUAUAACGCAACCACGCCCCUGGAGCCAGAAGUUAUCCGUAUGGCAUUGGAAUUUGUGUUGAGGAGUUAUGAAGUUCUGUUUUUGCUUAUUUUUGUUGUUUUGCAGUGUGAUCUUAAGCAAAUUAUUCCACCCUUUCACUCUCCUGUCUUGAUGACUGGGAAGCAAGGCAGAUGGCCACAGCUUCCCUCUCCUCUAGCACCCGGUAGAAAGGCCAAGGAUAUUAUAAACGCCGCUCGGGAAAGCCUGGCGAAGAUGGUAGGUGGGGCACCCCAAGACAUAAUCUUCACUUCUGGGGGCACUGAGAGAAAUGAGAUCGUAUGGCUCACCUUGGUACUUGUGCUUUGUUUCUCAGAGGUCACCUUUGUCCCAGUGUCCAAGGUGAGCGGGCGGGCAGAGGCCGAUGACAUCCUUUCAGCUGUCCGCCCAACCACGUGCCUCGUGACCAUCAUGCUGGCCAAUAACGAGACCGGCGUCAUCAUGCCCGUCCCUGAAAUCAGCCAGCGCAUCAAAGCCCUGAACCAGAAACGGGCCGCCGCGGGGCUGCCACCCAUCCUCGUGCACACAGACGCUGCCCAGGCGCUGGGGAAAAGGCGCGUGGACGUGGAGGACCUGGGCGUGGACUUCCUUACAAUCGUGGGGCACAAGUUCUAUGGUCCCAGGAUUGGUGCGCUUUAUGUACGAGGGCUUGGCGAGCUCACGCCUCUGUACCCUAUGCUGCUUGGAGGUGGACAGGAACGGAAUUUCAGGCCUGGGACAGAGAACACCCCAAUGAUUGCCGGCCUUGGGAAGGCCGCUGAGCUGGUGACCCGGCACUGUGAGGCUUACGAGGCCCACAUGAGGGACGUCCGGGACUACCUGGAGGAGAGGCUGGAGGCUGUAUUUGGUAAGAGAAUCCAUUUGAACAGCCAGUUUCCAGGGGCCGAGCGGCUUCCUAACACCUGCAACUUCUCCAUCCGCGGACCCCAGCUUCAAGGCCGCCUGGUGCUUGCACAGUGCCGGACGCUGCUGGCCAGUGUGGGGGCCGCUUGCCACUCAGACCACGGGGACCAGCCGUCCCCGGUGCUGCUGAGCUGUGGCAUCCCAUUCGACGUGGCCAGGAACGCGCUCCGGCUCAGCGUCGGCCGCAGCACCAGCCGGGCUGAGGUGGACCUUGUCAUGCAGGACCUGAAGCUGGCGGUGGCCCAGCUGGAAGGCCAGGCCCAGUGUGAGGGCCACCCUUGUUCAUAGGAAGCCCGUCGCCAGGGCACCCGGGCGCUUUGCCCUCCAUCCCUUCUUGGGCUGUGCCAGGGUGACUGUUUUGUUUCUCCAAAGUGCUGGGUGCGGUGUGCGUGCUGUGGGCUUCCUCCCUGGACGCGCGUCUCCACAGGCCCAGGACACCAACCAACGCCUACAUAGGACCCUCCCCCGCGCUGCUGCCAUCCCAUAGGGACGUUGAAAUGGAAACGCUUCAGCCACGUCCACGCCACCCCCUGGGAAUUGGACAAGCCUGUCAUGAGCUUCCCUUCCUGGAUGGUGGUGUUUUUAUCUGGAAGAUAAAAUGCAAGUAUUUAUAAUUCACUUUCAGCCAAUCGCUAUCAUGAAAAUAGGAAAUUUUUAGGUCGGGCGCGGUGGCUCAAGCCUAUAA